This is a messenger RNA of Sesamum indicum (sesame), 1409 nucleotides long. RefSeq names its product CHUP1-like protein. NCBI's taxonomy places the organism in Eukaryota, Viridiplantae, Streptophyta, Magnoliopsida, Lamiales, Pedaliaceae. The record is from RefSeq and is a predicted model, not a curated record. Gene Ontology annotation, cellular component: cortical microtubule. Gene Ontology annotation, biological process: protein localization to cortical microtubule cytoskeleton.
CAAAAGUUAUGUAAUCAAAUGUUGCCUGAUCACCGUGUAAAAUCAAAGAACAAUCCGCAAGAAAGUGGUUCUCAUUGCUUUUUCGGGUGCUAUAUAUUUCUAUGUGAUCAGAAAACCAAGAUCAGGACAUGACACAUAUAUAGUUCAAGACACAUGGAAAGCUCAAGCUCUAAGGUUGUAGUUAUGAAGCCAGUUCUGCUGAUCGCUGGGAUUCCACUGGCUAUCUCUUUGGCCGGUUUCAUUGUUGCAAGAAUUGCAGCCCGGAAGUCUUGUUUCCGUCUGACGGCUUCAUCAGCUUUGUCCCAAAGACAAGAAACCGCUUCUAGAGUUGAGGAUGAUUGUGCGUUGGAAUCAUCGGUUGUGGACGAUAGUUGUGAAUUGCAAGAAGAGAUUUUGGGGUUGAGAAGCAGAAUUGAAGAAAUGCAAGAUAGAGAGUUGCAGUUAGAGAAACGUUUCCUGCGGUAUCAAGACUUGAAGGAUCAGGAAACGGUGCUGAUGGAGCUUCAGAACAAGUUGAUGUUGGAGAUCAACAGAGUUGAGUUUAUGGGGCGAGAAAUUUUAGUGUUGGAGGCAGACAACCAGAGGUUUGAUGCUGCUGUAGUCGAAUAUUUGAGAGUUUUGAGGCUAUUGGAGUUCUCCAAAACAGAAAAUGGGCAGCUUAGUAAGAGGGUUGAGAAGCUUUCGAGGAGAACUAAACAACAGUCUUGGAUUUUGAGGAAACAGAUUCUGCAGAUUAUGUCUAAGGAAACAGAGAUAUCAAGAAACAGAAAGGAGCUAGAAGCGAAAGCUGAUUGCAUCAGGCUGUUGGAGAAUGAAAUCAAGAAGCUGAAACUAAAUACUGAGCAGUUGGAGGGGAAAAAGAAUGAACUCUCGGACAAGUUAAGGGCAGCUGAAGAAUCAGCCAUAUCAAAGGUAGAAGAAGACAUGGUGAGCAGAGAGCUAUGUGAUCAAUUAGCAUGCGAAGUAGAACGACUACAGAGAGACGAGGCAGCUGAAGUUGAAGAACUGAUAUACCUAAGGUGGUGCAACGCGUGCUUAAGGCACGAGCUGAUGAGGAGGAAUCAAGAACAAGAACGAAAGGAGGAUGAUAGGCAGAUGGAGAACAAUCUUGGAGGGAUUGUAGAGAUUGAAGAUCUGGGAUCAGAUAAUGAAGUAAGUAGAUCCAUCGUGGGACAUGGAGACUCGUAUUUCGGCUUCAUGAAUCGGAACCAAGCUCAUUCAAGGAGACGGAAGCUACUAGCAAAGUUCAAAAGAUGGGUGGAAGGUAGUGAGAAAGAGAAGCAUGGAAAUAAAUGCUUUCGCAGGCGUUCAGCUUCUGAUGGGGUAGAAGAAAUGUAUCUUGCUGCAAGGAAUUCUUGCUCUAGUGCCUAGCUAUAGUGAACUUCGCACUUCCUGAUGAAAUGUUGUUG